UAAGCUGUACAAAGCAAGCUGUCAAGAGGCUGGCGUGCGUUUCGUCGAUAAAAGCUCCUUUCAGUCAAUAUGGAGUGUCUGCAUCCCACAUAAAGAGGUUGCAUCCCCUAGAGACGAUGUGUGCGCGACCUGUGAGAAGCUGCGAAAAAAAAUAUGGAUUCGGUAUCGGAAGAGGACAAACUAGCUUCCACUGAAGAAAUGCGUAGUCAUAUUGUUUUGGCACAAAAAGAAAGAGACCUUUACAACAGUCUCAUUAAAAAGGCAAAAGAAACGUCACAUCUAUGUCCAGCUGAACGAUCAAACCACUUCACAUUUGAUUUCGCUCAAAGUGUAGGCAUACCACACCAUGCACGACAGAUGGGGCCAUUAUAUUUCGCAUCCUUAAGAAAAGUCCACAUUUUUGGAAUGAGAAUUGAUGGACAAUCACGUCAAUUGAAUUUUCUCAUCGACGAAAAUGAGAGCAUCGGUGCAGAUGGAGCUAAUGCACAGGGACCAAACGCUGUCAUCUCGAUGAUAGACUACGCGCUCAACACCCAUGGAUGCGAAGAUCUCUCGUGCACAAUACACGCGAUAAUUGUCCGGGUCAAAACAAAAAUCAGUUUGUGAUUGGGUACUUCGCAUGGCGAGUCCUGACACGGCGCCACACUUCAAUCGAAUAUAUGAUGAAGGUUCCGGGUCAUUCACGGUGUUUGGUGGAUAGUGGGUUCGCCCAUAUUAAAAAGCUGUACAGACGCUCGGACUGUGACACCAUUCAGCAGCUAGAGGAUAUUGUCAACAAGUCGUCUACUGCAAAUGAGGCUGUCCGAUAUCCGACCUGGCGCUGGCGUGACUGGAAGACUUUUUUGUCUACAUCUUUUAAAGCAAUACCCGGGAUAAGGAAGUACCAGUACUUCAGGUUCGACUUAUCGAGGCCCGGCACGGUUUUCGCGAAGAAAGCAACGGACCUACCAGAGGAAGAGUUCUUCAUCAUGAAACAUAGGGAACUCCCCUCAGCAGAACCAUGCUUAAUUAAACCGGCAGGGCUAUCAGAGAAUCGCGUGAAAUAUCAUUACAGAACUGUCCGACCAUUUGUGCGACCAUGUUAUCAGGACAUUACCUGUCCAACACCCACAGACUGAUUGCAUGUGAUAACAUCAUGUAUUCGAACAUCAACCUAAACAGUUAUUUUAAUUCAUGCGCGUGUAAAUGAAGGGUUUUCCAACAAGUUAUUGUAAUAUUUGAAUAAGUGUUCGAUAUUGCGAACUAUUUACAUGCUGUUAACGUCAUGAAUAUGUCAUUCCGAUUGAAAAUGACGCGACGUCAACAGCUUUGUUGCGUGACAGUUAAUGUAUAUAAUGUUGUCAUAGCAACCCUAAAUAGUGGAUGUAAUUUAUACAUCAUUGGAUUCGUAGAUUAACGUACAAUAUGAAAGUAAAAAAAACUAAAAAUUGAUUUUUUUGUCAUUUAUGCAGGUUUUGUCGUGGA
This is a messenger RNA of Dreissena polymorpha, 1464 nucleotides long. RefSeq lists its product as uncharacterized. The record is from RefSeq and is a predicted model, not a curated record. NCBI's taxonomy places the organism in Eukaryota, Metazoa, Mollusca, Bivalvia, Myida, Dreissenidae. Bases 540 to 1118 code for a protein of 192 amino acids. The transcript has 4 exons.